This is a messenger RNA of Electrophorus electricus (electric eel), 3028 nucleotides long. It is a transcript of the gene slc24a1, whose product is annotated as solute carrier family 24 member 1. Gene Ontology annotation, cellular component: plasma membrane. Gene Ontology annotation, biological process: long-term synaptic potentiation; intracellular calcium ion homeostasis; calcium ion transmembrane transport. Gene Ontology annotation, molecular function: calcium, potassium:sodium antiporter activity; calcium channel activity. The record is from RefSeq and is a predicted model, not a curated record. Lineage: Eukaryota; Metazoa; Chordata; Actinopteri; Gymnotiformes; Gymnotidae.
GCAAAGCCCAGCUGUGCGGACAACAGCUUUUAUCUCAGCCGUCUACUGCGACAGCACCACAAGGAACCUGGGAGAGGAGUUCAACACUCCGACACUGGGAGAGAAUGAGAUGUUUGAUUCUGUGACAGAGCUCACCACACCUCGUUGUUCUGUGGGGGGAACCUUCUGGACUAGUGGGGUGUACUGCUUGAAACAGAAAUUUGGUGCCUUUUGGAAACAGUAGAAAAUGUAUCCGCCUCGGAGAAAGAGACUUAAUCUAAGUCGGAUUAUAUUUCUGUUGUGUGGGGUUUUACUUUGUUGUAUAUAUCAACUUACCAUUAGAACCAAACUAUCUGAGCCCUGGUCAGAAGCUCAGUUUGGAGGAAGCUCAGGAGAAGACCCUGGAGAUCACCCAGGAGAUAACCAUGGAUAUACUAUUGAAGAAACAGGAGCAACAUCUAGUUUGACCACUAUUGCUAUGGAACUGGAGAACCCAAGACAAACAGAUGUGGUACAUCCCGCAGAGACAGCUGUGGUGCUUUCAGUGGAGACAGCUACACCCACAGCCCAGCCAACAACAACAACAACAGAAAGAACAGAGUUACCAGUGACAACUACAAACAGGACAAUCAUUCACUGCAUCUAUGUGGAUCCACACCUCCAGAAACCCUCUCCAACUCCCACACGAGCACCUCCACCCAUCACAACUACACGUACACCACCAACCACGGUCGUCAGUCCCGCAGAGCCCCCGUACAUGAAGGGUGAAUACCCUCAAGACAUUUUCUCUGUCGAGGAACGGCGGAGAGGCUGGGUGACUUUGCAUAUCUUUGGGAUGAUAUACAUGUUUGUAUCUUUGGCUAUCGUCUGUGAUGAGUUCUUUGUUCCUACUCUUGGAGUCAUCACAAAAAAACUAGAGAUUUCGGAUGAUGUCGCCGGGGCAACAUUCAUGGCCGCCGGAGGCUCUGCACCUGAGCUCUUCACCUCCCUGAUCGGUGUGUUCAUCUCGCACAGCAACGUGGGCAUCGGCACUAUCGUGGGCUCAGCUGUCUUUAACAUCCUCUUUGUUAUAGGAAUGUGCGCUCUGUUCUCACGUGAGAUACUCCACCUGACCUGGUGGCCUCUCUUCCGGGAUGUGUCCUUUUACAUCUUAGACCUCGUCAUGCUCAUCGUCUUCUUCCUGGACAGCAAAAUCGUGUGGUGGGAGAGCAUGAUGCUGAUGGGGGGCUAUGGUGUUUACGUCUACUUCAUGAAACACAACGUGCAGAUCGAGCGUGGGUUCAAGGCUCAACUCCGCAAGCACAAGAAUAUUGUGAAAGUCAUCGCAGUAGAAGAACCACAGAAGGACAACGGGACCACAGGUGAGCACAGUGCCCCUCCUGAUCCAGAGGACAAGAACCGCUUAAAGCUGAAGCCCACACUAAAGAGAGGAGGAAGUUCAGCCUCUUUACAUAACAGUACGAUGAGGAAUACUAUUUUCCAGCUGAUGAUUCACACACUAGAUCCUCUCGGAGAGGUGAAGUUUAAAGACAAGGCUCAGGUUUUGAACAACAUGGCCGGGGGGAAGGUACAGGGCAAAGAGAAGGAGAAGUCAGGUGCAGGUGAUGGUGGUAAAACAGAGGAGGACAAGGAGGUCGAAGAGCAAGCCGCCGCGCCAGCCAAUGAGGGGAGCUCCAAGGCAAAGGUAGUGGGACAGAAGGAGCAGCCAGAGACAGCAGUGGCAGAAGGAGGGGUGUCAGGGGGAGGUUCUGAUGAUAGUGAGGAGGACAGUGAUGGAGACAGUGAUGAUGAUGACGAUGAGGAUGAGGGCAGUGAUGAAGGGGAGGAGGAAGAAGACACAGAGGAACCUCUCUCUUUGGAAUGGCCGGACACCAGACGCAAACAGGCCACUUACCUGUUCCUGCUGCCCAUUGUGUUUCCCCUGUGGCUUACUGUACCAGAUGUCAGAAACCCAAAAUCCACAAAGUUCUUUGUCAUUACCUUCCUGGGCUCUAUAGUGUGGAUUGGUAUAUUUUCCUAUCUCAUGGUGUGGUGGGCACAUCAGGUGGGUGAGACCAUUGGCAUUUCAGAGGAGAUAAUGGGUCUUACCAUUCUGGCAGCGGGUACAUCCAUCCCUGAUUUAAUCACCAGUGUGAUUGUGGCCCGCAAAGGCUUGGGAGACAUGGCUGUAUCCAGUUCUGUGGGCAGCAACAUCUUUGACAUCACUGUGGGACUGCCAGUGCCCUGGCUGAUGUACUCCGUCUGCCAUAAGCUGAAGCCUGUGGCUGUCAGCAGCAACGGGCUCUUCUGUGCCAUCGUACUGCUCUUCCUCAUGCUCCUCUUCGUCAUCAUCUCCAUCGCCGUGUGUAAGUGGAGAAUGAACAAAAGGCUGGGUUUCACCAUGUUCCUGCUCUACUUUGUGUUCCUGGUGCUCAGUGUCAUGCUGGAGGAACGCAUCAUCGUGUGCCCCGUGUCUAUCUGACAGGCCAUUGCCUGUGGGACUCCAUAACCGAGUAUCCAGAACAUCUUUUGAGAGCCUUAUAAAUUGCAGUUUCAUCCCACAGAGUCAAAUCUGAAGUCUAGUACUGAUCCACCAUACAAAAUAGAAUAUGUACGAACAUUGUGUGUUAUAGUAGCAGCCCAACCCUUCGGCCUGCAACACUGCGACUUGUUUUUACGGACGCCAUCAUGAGUGCAUAAGAGUUAUGGAAAAUAUAAUACAUUUUAUGUUUGUAUAAUACAUUACUCAAAAUGUGACCACGUACAGUAAAAUGUGGAAUCUUCAAUUAAUAUUCAAACCACCAUAACUAAAUUAAUAUUGAGUGAAAUACUGUUGUUUUUAUAGAUGUUUGAUAGUGAAUACAUGUCUUGGUUGUUGGAAUAUGUGUGGUUAUGUAUGCUCAAUAAUAAUAUAGUACUCACUGUAUUAUAGUGACUGAUAAAUGACAGUGCUGAUAUUUUUUAAUGCAGUAUGUGUUCUGGCAUGUUUGUCAAGGUCAGAAUUUGUUAUGUUUGAGAUAUUAAAGCAUAGGCCACCAUUUCCUCUGUCGGGUUCAUCAGUCAAUUAAAU